This is a messenger RNA of Hippopotamus amphibius kiboko, 2009 nucleotides long. Its product is annotated as tigger transposable element-derived protein 1-like. NCBI's taxonomy places the organism in Eukaryota, Metazoa, Chordata, Mammalia, Artiodactyla, Hippopotamidae. The record is from RefSeq and is a predicted model, not a curated record. The coding region runs from base 372 to 2009 and encodes 545 amino acids. Gene Ontology annotation, molecular function: DNA binding. Gene Ontology annotation, cellular component: nucleus. The transcript has a single exon.
CGAACGCCGCCCCGCCUUGCGGAAGGGCUCCUCGGCGCUGCGCUGGGGCCGGGUUCCGGCGGCCUUGCUGCCUCUCACGGACUUUUCUUUUCUGCACCACGGAAGCCCACGCCUGCUGUCCGGGGAUUUGGACGCUCUGAGCGAGGCCGGAGGCCCACGCUGCCGCCCCUGGAGCCCAGAAUGAACCAGCCUGGUCCUGGGCCGUGUCGUGGGCCGGCCUGUGCUGCCCCUUCCACGUCCCAAGGGACGGCAGCCUGCGCCUCCUCGAAGCCCCACUUUCUCUUCCCCAAGUCCUGCAAGGGGGCAUAGAGUAACCAGAGGCUUUCUCGCACCUGUGACUGCUGUUAUUUUAGCACAUUCCGGAGGCAGAGAUGCCUGGGAAAAGGCCCCUACGUGCAACGGCCAUCCCUAGUGCCAAAAGGGAACGGAAAGCAAUUACUCUCGACGUGAAAUUGGAAGUGUUAAGACGCUUUGAAGUGGGUGAAAAGCUCAGCCAGAUAGCAAAGGCCUUAGGCCUUGCUGUCUCUACAGUGGCGACCAUCCGGGACAAUAAAGAAAAAAUCACAGCGAGCUCACAGAUAGCUACUCCUUUGAGAGCCUCCCGGUUGACCCGCCACCGAAGUGCAGUCAUGGAGACCAUGGAGCGGUUGUUGCGUGUGUGGCUCGAAGACCAGAGCCAGCGAAACGUGCCCCUGAGCGUCACCAUUAUACAGGAGAAGGCCAAGAGUUUGUUUGAUGACCUGCAGCGUGAACGAGGUGAAAGCUCUCAAACAGAAAAGUUUAGUGCAAGUAAAGGGUGGUUUGUGAGAUUCAAGGAACGCCACUGUUUGCCCCACUUCAAGAUGAACAGCACGGCUCCUGGGAAGGAAGAUGUAUAUCCAGAGAUACUGAAAAGCAUCAUCCAAGAAGGUGAGUACACCCCCCAGCAAGUUUUUAAUGUAGAUGAGACAGGGCUUUAUUGGAAAAGAAUGCCUGAAAGAACGUUUAUUUCGGUAGAAGAGAAAGCUGAGCCAGGGUUUAAGUCAUCCGAAGAUCGGUUGAUGCUGCUUCUUGGUGGCAAUGCAGCUGGAGACUUUAAGUUGAAGCCCUUAUUGGUGUACCACUCAGAAAACCCCAAGGCUCUGAAGGGGUACUCCAAGCCCAAUCUGCCUGUGAUUUGGCGCUCAAACAGAAAGGCUUGGGCAACCAGGAGCAUCUUUCAUGAGUGGUUCACAUACUUCUUUUGCCCUGCUGUUGAAAAAUACUGUGCCCAAAAUAAUCUCACCAACAAAGCACUGCUCAUCUUAGACAAUGCACCAUGCCACCCAGUAAAUUUGAGCGAUCUGUCUGACAAUGUAAGAGUGGUAUAUCUUCACAACAGUACAGCUGACUCGAUCCAGCCCAUCUGUCAAGGUGUGGCCUCUACCUUCAAAGCUCAUUACCUGAGAAGGACUUUUGAACACAUCCUAGAAGCAACAGAUGGGGAGGAUGCAGCUGAGAUCAGGGAGUUCUGGAGAAACUACAGCAUCAUGGAUGCUGUGGACAACAUUGCAGUGGCUUGGGAGGAGCUCAGACCAGCAACAAUGAACAGUGUGUGGAAGAAGAUUUGGCCCGAGUGUGUUCAGUUCCCGAGUGUUUCCCAAACCGACAACGUUGCACAGCUUCAACAAAAUAUUGUGACCCUUGCUAACAGCAUGGCUCUUGGAGAGGUGGGAGAAGCUGAUGUGCACCAGCUGCUGCAGUCCCACGAGGAGGGCCUCUCCAAUGAGGAGCUGAUGCAGCUGGAGCAGGAGCAGGCAGGAGAGGAGGAGGGGGAGGAGGGUGAAGAGGCUGCACCUGCCCUGCGGCAACUCACCACACGGGAGCUGUCAGCAGCCUUCUCACAUUUUGAGGCUGGCUUGCAGGUCCUUACCAGCAACAGCCCUGAUGGCGCAUGGAACCUGAAAGUUUCAAGGGCAAUCAGUGAUGCAAUAAGCUGCUACCGGGAGCUGUACAGUGAGAAGGAGCGGCGCUCCAAGCAGCUCUCCUAG